Molecule: messenger RNA, 906 nt
Organism: Dreissena polymorpha
Lineage: Eukaryota; Metazoa; Mollusca; Bivalvia; Myida; Dreissenidae
Product: neuronal acetylcholine receptor subunit alpha-2-like
Exons: 2
Coding region: 100-906 (268 amino acids)
Biological process (GO): monoatomic ion transmembrane transport
Cellular component (GO): membrane
Molecular function (GO): extracellular ligand-gated monoatomic ion channel activity; transmembrane signaling receptor activity
Source: RefSeq, a predicted model, not a curated record
CGUUAGUUUUUCAACCGGAUUUAUCGCUUAUUUGUUAUAAACUCAUGUAUGCCUACUCAAUAUUUUAGAUAAGCCUUUACACAUUAUUAAACAACAUAAAUGAACACCGUGUGGAUACUACGCUUCGGUAUUUUGUUAGUAAGCUGGUUUUUAGUUGAAGGAACUAUGUCUAAACUUUAUACAAACAUGACAAACGGAUACAACAAGCUAUUGCUACCAGUUAAUGAUCAUCGAACACAGGUUAACGUCAGUAUCCAAUCAUUUCUUGUCAGCAUCAACAGUUUUGACGAAAUUAACGGCAAAUUAGCUCUUACGUGGUUGUUCACGCUCGAAUGGAUUGAAGAAAGGAUGUCAUGGAAUCCUGACGAUUUUGAUAACAUAACAUCAUUUGCGUUGUCAGCACGUGACAUUUGGCACCCACGACUGUUGUUGCAACAGUCUGCGGGUUCGAUUCAGGAGUUGGGAAGUAUUGAGAAUUCACUGCGUAUCUUUAAUAAUGGAACUGUACGAUGGGCAACAGGAAACGUGUUCGAGAUAGUUUGUAGCGUAGAUGUCACGUUCUUUCCGUUUGACAAACAAACCUGUCAUAUAAGUUUUAUUGACCCGUCGUACGGACUAAGUGAAUUAGCUAUAAGGCGACCAAAUAGCGUAUCCGAUGAUGUCGAAGUAAAGAUUCACCACACCUUACAAGACAACAACAAACCUGAGCAAAACGAUAAGAGCAACCAGUCAUAUAGUGACACGGUUAGUGAAAGUUGCGUUGCACCGUCAGAAAUAACAUGGACAGAUGUCGGUAGCCUUUUUGACGAAAUUACGGCUAAAAUAUUAAAUGCUAUAUUCUGGACAUUUUCGAUAAUAACAAUUGUUCAGCUCUACAAUAACACUUACUUUAUAGAUUUGCCAUGA